Messenger RNA from Rhopalosiphum padi (bird cherry-oat aphid), 1815 nucleotides. RefSeq lists its product as uncharacterized. NCBI's taxonomy places the organism in Eukaryota, Metazoa, Arthropoda, Insecta, Hemiptera, Aphididae. Gene Ontology annotation, molecular function: protein binding. Bases 544 to 1710 code for a protein of 388 amino acids. The record is from RefSeq and is a predicted model, not a curated record. The transcript has 4 exons.
CGUGAUCGUGAUGGUCGGUAUUUCGGUAUACGGUUUGGUCGGAUUGCUCUCAGGACCCAGACUGUCAACAGGCCACGGGCUUUCUUGUUAAGGACUCUUGUCACUCUUGAGUUCUGUCGUUCAAAGCGUUGUCGGCGCCGACGCAUCGAGCUCAUCUCAUCUUGUAAAUUGAAAUUUUUAUGAUUUUCCAAAUGUCUUUCAAUCGAUCAUCGCCGAACACUGCCUUAUGAAACUAUAGCUGAUAUUCGUAACGAACCACUCACCUUUAGCUCAUCUAGAUUGUUACUUUAAAAUUUCGAUCAGUUCGUGGUUCAAACACCUAUUAAUAUAUUAUAUCGCGUGUGAUAAAUCGAGUUUAAUUUCAUCGCAAGAUCACUUGGCCCAGACAGCAUACUCUAGUCUGCCCUAGUCUACACGUAAAUUGGUGUGGACGUAUGGUUCAAUUCUGUCGACGAUACUCAGUGUGGUUCGCAGACCUAUUGCCUCUACUGAUCAGUACUUGCCGCUUGGUUCGUACUAAGUUGAAUUAAACAAAAAUUUAAAAUGGAUGACUACAGUUUAUGUCCAUGUGUGCGUAUUGAAAACCCUAAAGACCGUGUAUGUUUUUCCAAUGAUUGCGAUAAGCGUACUGUAUUUACAUUAAGUAAAUUUGCGUAUUAUGCUUGUAUUGACAUUCAAAGAAAAGAGUAUAACAGAAUUAGGAAUGCACCAGAAGUCGAUAUACAAAACUGUUGUCGCCAAAUAUUUCAUACCAUUAAAAGAAACAUUGAUUUGCCAUAUGAUCCAACUCAUUUAGAUUGUCUCUUUGUAUAUCGAGAGAGCUUUAGAGUAGCAUGUUUUGAAGCUGCAAGAGUUGGACAUAUGGACUGUUUGAGAUUUGCUCACGAAAAUGGAUUUGAAUGGAACUAUAAAACAUGCAAGAGAGCUGCAAAAAAUGGACAUUUAGAUUGUUUAAAAUAUGCCCAUGAGCAUGGAUGUCCAUAUGGCAAUAAUGUUUUAAAAGACUCUGCCAAAGGUGGACACUUAGAGUGUAUGAAGUACUUGUAUGAAACUGGAUGUAAGUUGACAAUGUUUGCAUGCACUGCUGCUGCAGAAGGUGGUUUUCUACAAUGUUUAAAGUAUGCUCAUGAAAUUGGAUGUCCAUGGGGAAUAAAAACAUGCACCAAAGCUGCAGCUGGUGGUUACUUGGAUUGUUUAAAAUAUGCACAUAAGAACGGAAGUGUCUUAACCUCAAAAACAUGUGCAGCUGCAGCAAGAGGUGGACAUUUGAAAUGUUUAAAAUAUGCACAUAAAAAUAGAUGUAGAUGGGACGAAGAAACAUCAAAUAAUGCCGCACUUGGCGGACAUUUUGAGUGUCUAGUGUAUGCACAAAAACAUGGAUGUCCGUUGGGUCUAAAUAUUUUGGAAAAGGCUGCAAUAGGAGGAAACGAGUAUUGUAUGAGAUACUUGUAUAAAUUAGGAUGUCAAAUAGGAAGAUUAACCUGUGCUACUGCUGCAAAACACGGGAACUUGCAAUGCUUGAAAUUUUGCCAUAAAAUUGGAUGUGAAUGGGGAAGACAUGUGUGCACCAAAGCUGCAGCUGGUGGCCACUUAUCAUGUCUCAUGUAUGCCCAUGAUCAUGGUUGUAUUAUGUCCUCUAACACGUGCACAGCUGCUGCAAGAGAUGAACAUCUAGAAUGUUUAGAAUAUAGCCGUCAGUUUGUAAACUGAAUCGUUUGGAAUCAAUAAAUUUCUUACGGGAUGCCGCUUUAAAACUCGGUGCAGAAAAUACUCGUAAACACUUAGUACCAUAUCUUACUCAUCUUAUUGUUGCUG